This is a messenger RNA of Bombus terrestris (buff-tailed bumblebee), 938 nucleotides long. Its product is annotated as venom allergen 3-like. The record is from RefSeq and is a predicted model, not a curated record. The transcript has 5 exons. The annotation marks the transcript as partial. NCBI's taxonomy places the organism in Eukaryota, Metazoa, Arthropoda, Insecta, Hymenoptera, Apidae.
UCACAGCACGACACGGAUGGCACCAGGUGCGUGAACCUUCAGCAUACUGAUCUGAACGAGAAGGAUAUCGAGACCAUACUCGAUUGGCACAACGUUUAUCGCAACACUGUGGCGAACGGGGACGAGGAGCGAGGAAAUCCGGGACCUCAACGUCCAGCAAAGUUCAUGAUGGAGCUGGUACGAUUUAGUUUGGUCCACCAAGGCAUAAUAUAUGUGGCUAUAAAAAAGAAGGGAAUCUGGGAUGACGAACUUGCUCAUAUCGCGAGACGAUGGGUAGUACAGUGCAACCUUCUCGAGAAAGAUCAGUGUAGAGACGUUGAACGAUUCGGAGUAUGGCAGAACGUGCACGUACUCGAUAUGUACAGCGUAGGAAACACAACGUCCACCGCGAGGAUUCGCUUUCAUAUUCAAUCAUGGUACGACGAAGUAGAAGACUUCGAUUCUGCGGAAUUCGGAUUGGUGAAUUUCGCAGCGCGGAGCAACCUGUCUUACAUUCCGUUCGCGUCGUCGACAAUUAGGCAGAUCGGUUGCGGUCGUGCAAUUUACACGGGCAGGUCCGGGCAAUCGACAAGCAGUAGCACAGACACGCCAAUAGCCGGCCGUACAAUGGCAGUUGGAUUCGGGGAUCGCGUAGAGGCCCUCGUGUGCAAUUACGGCCCACUCGAUCGGAACACAGCAAGAGAACUGUACGAAGAUGGUGUGCCGGCUCUUUGUCCACCGGGGACGAUCCGCAGCUCACGAUACCAAGCCCUCUGUCAAAAGUUUCAGAAGCGGCAGUCGCAAAAGGUGCAGCACAAGAUUCAACAGAAGCAAGAUAAAAGGAACGAUCGACCGAUGAACAACGGGGCAUUCUUAAUCAAAUCGACAAUUUAUCUUAUUCAACUGGUAUUAUUAUUGUUGUCGACCACUUAUCGUCGUUCCCUGCUCUAGCACUACCA